Messenger RNA from Melitaea cinxia (Glanville fritillary), 1843 nucleotides. Its product is annotated as T-cell immunomodulatory protein. NCBI's taxonomy places the organism in Eukaryota, Metazoa, Arthropoda, Insecta, Lepidoptera, Nymphalidae. The transcript has 2 exons. The record is from RefSeq and is a predicted model, not a curated record. Gene Ontology annotation, cellular component: plasma membrane. The coding region runs from base 1 to 1770 and encodes 589 amino acids.
AUGUUUAUCUUUAUCUAUUUAUCUCUGUCAAAUGUGGCGCUCAUCCAUUGUUUAGUUAAUAGUGAUAUGACGGAGAGUUCAUUUGGCAAUAACAAUGAGGGCCUUAUUGCUGCUUUUGGAGAUUUCAAUUCAGAUGAACUGACUGAUGCUUUUAUUAUAAACGCUUCAAGCAUAGAAGUAUUUUUAGCUCAUGAUAAAGAACCUUUUCUUCGACCAUCAGUUUAUUCUUGCAGUUUUAAUAAUCUCAAUAUUACUAGUAUUGUACCAGGCGAUUAUGAUGGGGAUGCAUUUAUGGAUAUACUGAUAACUACUCAAAUUCAAAAUGUGAGUUCUAAUAUCCAUGAAGUAAGAAUAUUAUGGGGUGGCAUGCCUGCGUUAAAUUGUUCUGAUGCACUUCUAAUAAAAGCAAUAACUAUUGGUCAACCAUUAGUAUUAGACUACAAUAGAGAUAUGAUUCUGGACCUAUUUGGUAUAAAUGCUCAAAAUAAAAGAGUAUUUUGGGUAUUUGAUAAGACAAGGUCUACUCCUCUGGAAAUAUUGAUGACUGGGGGAAGUUCGAAGGAGAUAAAAUUACCGCACUCGCAUUCCUUUUUAGAUGUAAAUGAUGAUAAUGCUGCAGAUCUUUUAGUGACAACUGCAUUAGAUGUUGAAAUUUGGUUGAAUGAAGAAUCUAAUGGCUUCAGAUAUAAUAAUAGUAUAGAAUUACUGGUUGGACAUCCAACAAUCUAUGGUCAGGCAUUGUUCAUCGAUGUUGCACUUUCUGGAGAAUUUUUCCUAGUGAUACCAGUUUGUUAUGAUUUAGAAUGCAUAAACAGUACCAUAUUGAUAUAUGACAAUGAGCAGUGGCAUGAUUUGCAAAUUGAUUUUAAUGAUGGUAAAGGUUCUCUGUGGAGGUUUGUGCCUCCGAGAGAUGAAGUUUACUUAGAUACGAUUACAAUGCGGAGUGGAGACUACAAUAUGGAUGGGUAUCCCGAUAUUCUUAUGACUCUUAGCCCUGUCAACAACAAAAAUACAAAAGUCUUUCUUCUUCAUAAUGUUGCGUGUAAUUUACCCGGGUGUAAAUUUCAUAGAACAUUUGAAGUUCAGUGGGAAAAAUUUAGUUCCUUUGGAAAUAACGUCGUUAUGGCGACAUUUUAUGAUUUUUAUAUGGAUGGAGUUCUAGAUGUUAUUUAUAUACAGAAAAAUAUUACAAAUUCAACUCAAAAAUAUAUGAUGAAGGCCUUUAAAAAUGAGUUAGAAUAUGAUACAAAUUUCAUUAAAGUAAUUGUUGUUACUGGCCUAAGUAAUAAGAAAAUACCUACUAUUAAUGGUACAUUAUACUCUAGGAAAGUAAAUUUUGGAACUAAUUUACCAGGUCCGAAAAUAGGUUACAACACUUGGUCUCAAGAAGGCACUUACAGAACAGGAGUAUGUGCACAAUUACCACAGUCAGCUUACUUUGCUUUACAGCUACCCUAUUCAAUAUUUGGACUCGACCGAACACCAAAUUUUGUGGAUACACUAACCGUUGGCCUGUCAGGUUAUUCUAAAAGCUGGACUCAGAUAAUUCCAAAUUCUCAAAUAGUAUUAAUUCCAGCUCCACCGAAUGAUCCUUCACAAUGGAGGGCGCAAUUGUUUGUUACUCCUAGUAAGGUUAUUCUCAAGAGUGUUUUUGUAUUAACUGCAAUAAUAGUUAUUAUAAUAGGAUGUGUAUUAUAUCUUCACUGGAAGGAAAGAAAUGAUAGACAAGAUAUUAUAGAAAUUGAUGAAAAGACAUAUGUAAAAAUUUAGACUUAUUAUAGUUAACUAAAAAAUCUGUGAUUUUAUGUUAUGAAUAAUAAUUAUAAUAUUUAAAUAAGAUUAA